GUCAUUGAACGCGAUUUCUUUGGGGGUGGGGCGUGAGGAGAUCAUUUGCCCGUUUGUUUUUUUGGUGGAUCGGUAGUGGAAGUGCAGUUUUCUUCUUUGUAGCAGUGUCGAGUUUGGUGCGUUGUGUGAGUGUGUUCUUAGCGCAAGUUUUCACUUCCCCCGUUUCUCCGAUCCUCAGUGUGUACAAAAUAAAUCCUGAAGCGAAUUCUGAUGUCUUCAUCUGAAUUUAAGGCUCUUUCACAAGAUGAUCUCCGGAAACAAUUAUACCAGACAUUUAAAACCCGAGGUGUUUUGGACACACUUAAGAUGCAACUCCGUAAGCAGCUCAUACAUGAACUAAUAAAUCCAGUUUUAUGUAGAGAAAUUCUUCCAAAGGCUACUUCUAGUGAAUGCAGUUCAUUGAUCAUUGUUGCGUGUAAUAGUUUGGUGGCAGAUCACUUGCGGAGAUGUGGCUAUGAAUAUUCACUGUCUGUCUUUUACCCAGAAAGUGGAUUAGAAAAGGAUAAAGAGCUUAAUAUACAAGAUCUGCUCCGGCUAAUUAGGAUCAGUCCAACAAGUGACCUUUAUAAAAUGCUGAUUUCAGAUUUAACAAAAACCAGCAUGAAAGCUCUCCUUUGCCUUCUUACUGUUAUGGCAGCAGCUCCCAACCUUUUGGGUGCUGGGGAUGUGUUCCUUGGAGAGGGUGUUUUCCACAGACGGGAGGGAGUGGUUUCGCACUUCCUGGAUCCCACCCGUGGGCUUCACUUGCUUGCACAGACCAGUGCCGAUCCACGGCCCAGGGGCUUUCUUAUACAGAUUUUAACAGAAUUGGUAGAAUACAAUCUCUGUAAGGAGACCUAUAAUGCAGAAACUCAGACAAGUUCAGCACUCUACAAAGAAUCUCUUGCUGAGAAACUUCAACUAAUUGAUGAACAGUUUGCAGACAUGUAUCCUCAGCGUCAUUUAUCUGAGUCUUUUCAUGUAAAACUUGCUGAAUAUAAAAGAGAAAUAGAACAGCAGCUGCAGGCAGAAAUGUCGCAAAAGUUACAACACUUCAAGGAUGUUGAAAUUGCCAAAAUCAAAAUGGAUGAAAGGGCAAAAUUCCAGAAAGAACUUUCAGAACUUCAGAAAGAGUUUCAAAGAGAUCAUCAGGCCAAGUCAGAGGCUCUCGUCUCUCGAGAAAGAAAUGCUAUUGAGCGACUUCAUAAACAGCAAGAGAUUGAUGCAAAGGAAAUUUACUUGCAAAGACAAACCUUACUAAAAGAUAUUGAAACAGUAAGAAGCCGAGAGGAAGAACUGAAGAAGAGAAUAGAAGCUUUUGAAAUAGCUCAAAAGCUUCAAGAAUCAAAGAAUAAAACUAUUGAAGAUUCACUUCAUCGGCGGGAGAUUAAUGUGAAGAACAUUGAGGAGACCUAUGACCAGAAGUUGAGGAAUGAGCUGUUAAAAUAUCAACUUGAAUUAAAAGAAGAAUACAUAACCAGGACAAAAAAGUUUGCUGAAAAUGAGACAGAACAAAAAGAAAAGGCUAUGCUUUUGCAUGAGGAAACUAUUGCGCUUAAUUCAAAAAAGCAAGAAUUCAGCCAAGCUGUUUUGCGUGCAAAAGAACUUGAGCUGGAAAUAGAUUCAGUCAAGGUUCAAGUUUUAUUACUAAACAAACAGAAUCAGUUGUUGACUGAAAAACUGAAAGAAGUUUCAAAUUAUCCUACACUAAAAGAGGAGAAAAUAGAGUAUCAAGCACAAAAUAAACUACUUGAACAGCAGCUGGAGGAAGCACACAAUGAAAACCUACUGCUCCAAGACAAGCUGAGUCGUCCAUCAUCUGGCUUUAUGGUCCUUCAGGCAGAGUUAAAAAGAAUAGAACAUGCCAAAAAGCUUGACUGUGAAGAGUCUGAAACUCAUAAACAGAUCUUGGAAAAACGGUUACAAAAGGAGAUGGAUCACUGUAUACAGUUAAAGGCCCAGUUGUCAGACUAUGAAAAUACCAUCAGGAAGUUAAAUAUACAGAUAGAAGAAUUAAAACUACAAUGGAAGCAAACACAGACAGCACUACAAAAUGAAGUAUAUCGGAAUCCUAAGCCUUCUCUGGUUGAUCGUUCAGUCAUUGACUUGAUUGAUGAAAAGGUUGUUCCACAUGAUAUUUAUGUAGAUCAUGCUUUCUUGAAAAAGCCUGUGACCGAUGUUGGAAUGGGAAAUACAGCAAGUCCCAGUCAUUAUAAUCACAUUGUAAAAUUCAACACAUCACCAGAUUCUGAUUUAGAAUUUGUAGCUAGUACAAAAGCUAGGAUAAAAGAACUGGAAAGAGAAGCUGAAUACUUGCAAGAGGCCUACAGGAAUUACCAGCACAAAGUCACUCAAAGAGCAAUUGAUCCAACAAAGAUCCCAUCAUCUUCCCAAUCACCAAGUAACCGUAUCCUAGCAUCUCAACAAAGAAAGAGAUCUAUACAGGAGAAUUUGUUGUCUCGGGAACAUUCCUUUCACUUUCAAAAAAGUAAAAGCUAUACCUGGUCAUCAGGAAAUGAAAAUCAUUUUAGUACCACUCCAAAAAAACCUUCCAGGCGUCUCUCUUCUACUCCUGUUUCCAAAGCAAGGUGGAACAUCAGUAAAAAUCUGUUUAAUGAAGAUAUCACUGGCUCGUCUCUUGCGGUUCCUCUUGAGAAUGCUAAUCAGCCUCUGUCUCCUAUUUUAAGAAUAGGAGAUUGCGCAUCUCCUGAUUCAGCUUGUUCAUCCCCACUUCCCAAUAAACAAAAGUUAAGUCUAUAUCAAGAACUAGAGAAUCAUCAAAAUAUUAGCAACACUGCAAAUCCUGUAAAGUUGUUGGAUGAAGACCAAGGAAACCACAAUCUUGUUAGCGAUUAUCAAGAGAACAUUCCAGAACAGCUCAAAAGCAAUGUAUCACAUCCAUCUGGAGACAUAGUUAGUUGGAACCAUGUUCCAGCCUCCAUGCCAGCAACAGGCAUUUCACAGUGGGAGAUAAGUGGAACAGAGAAAACUGUCCUAGAGGGAAAACAUCAUGAAGAACAAAAGGAGCCAGAAUUGGAAGAAGAAGGGGCCAAAGAAGAGAAAACACAAAGUGAGAGGUCUUUGGAAAGAGACCAAGAGAAACCAGAUAAGGAAAUACGUAUCCAAGAGUCAUUGGAGAUGAAUGAAGAGGUUCAAAAUGAAAUAGUAACAAAUGUACAGACAAGUACUCUGAAGUCUGAAGAACGUUCAGGCACUGAUGUUUCCAAUCCACUUGAAAAAUACAUGAAAAUAAUACACCAGAAUAAAGAUAAAGAACAGGAAAAAAAGAAAUUAUCCGAGCUCCAAAGUAGAACACAGAUUAAAUAUUUGAAACACUUCUGCCUCAGGGAUGCUUCCGAAGCUCACGAGACAUUUAUAAACCGAGUUAACAACUCUCUUCUUUCUGUCAGAAGGCUGAGAAAGAAGCAUUUGAAAUAUCAUCUGAGGCACUACUGAGCAGUGAAAGGGAGGACAGCGUUAGUGUUGCAGACAUUCCCCAGGAAAGACCUGAUGACAAUUUUUGGUGAAGAUGAAAUAGUGGUAACUGGAAAAAAAAUGUGAUUGAUAUGGAAAACAAUCCUUGGACAGUAAGGAUAAUUAUUUUGAACAACCCUAAAUAUUUAUGUCUAUAAAAUAAUUAAUGAAGAAAUAAUAUAUUGGUAUACAUUGCUGUUAGUAAUAUUGUAGUAUUGCAGGCCUUGAGAGAACACUUUUGAUACUUUGUAUUAUUUAGAAAAUGUUGCUAUUGUGAAAAAACUGCUUAAAUUGUUUUAUUGUAUAAAGUGGACAGAAGGUUUCUUAAAUUGAUUUAAAAAGUUUUUUUAUUUUAAAUUUAAAUUAAUUUUAAAAAGUAUAUUUUGCUACAAUCAUUAUAGAAGUUGAAAAUUUCUCAGUUUCAUUGUAUCUGAAUUCUAUUGUUCCAUAAUAUUGCAUUCACAAAUAGUGAGUUAUAGCUCUCUGUAGCCAAAGUAUCAUUAACAUUAAUUAAAAUCUGCAUCUUUGCACAGAAUGCA
Messenger RNA from Crotalus tigris (Tiger rattlesnake), 3992 nucleotides. It is a transcript of the gene OFD1, whose product is annotated as OFD1 centriole and centriolar satellite protein. NCBI's taxonomy places the organism in Eukaryota, Metazoa, Chordata, Lepidosauria, Squamata, Viperidae. Gene Ontology annotation, molecular function: protein binding. Bases 211 to 3435 code for a protein of 1074 amino acids. Gene Ontology annotation, cellular component: ciliary basal body; centrosome. The transcript is spliced from 24 exons. Gene Ontology annotation, biological process: epithelial cilium movement involved in determination of left/right asymmetry. The record is from RefSeq and is a predicted model, not a curated record.